AUGAGGAUUGCUGCUAGAGUCCGUGUGUUAGUUAUUGGUGUCAUAGUUUAUAUUCUUGUGUACAUGUCAUUUAUUAAGUCAGAAGAUCCAGAGAUUUUCAUUAUCCUGUGGAAUUAUUGCAAUAUACUUCCAAUUUCAGCCAUAGAAAUCAAAAAUCAAAAAGUCAGAGAGGCUGUUGUGGAACAUAAAAUUACAAAUAAAACGGAGGUUAAGAAGUACCCAAAAUCACUUCUCUUUAAAUCAUGGGGAACUGAACUCACAGAAGAGGAACAGAUGGAAGCAGAGAGGUUUCAACAGUUCGGAUACAAUGUGUUCCUCAGUAACAGAUUACCACUGAACAGAACAAUCCCUGAUACUCGAGACAUCAGAUGUGCUACAAAGAGCUACCCCAAGGACCUGCCAACCAUUAGUGUGAUUCUGAUCUAUUUUAAUGAAGCUCUGUCAGUCAUUAAAAGGGCAAUCCACAGCAUCACUGACAAAACUCCUGCUCAUCUGCUAAAGGAGAUCAUCCUGGUGGACGACUACAGCUCGUUUGAGGAUCUGCAACUGGCUCUAGAUGAAUACAUUGAUCUAUUUAAUAAAGACAACCCUGGCCUAAUCAAGAAAGUGAGACACAAAAGGCAUAUGGGCCUUGCCAAGGCAAGAGUCUCAGGCUGGGAAGAGGCCACAGGUCAGGUGGUAGCCAUUCUGGAUGCACACAUUGAAGUUCAUAAGGAAUGGGCAGAGCCACUACUUGCAAGAAUCAAAGCAGACAGGACAGUAGUGCUGUCACCGGUGUUUGACAAAGUGCUUUUUGACACACUGGAGGUUAAGAAGUAUAACGCUCGUGCUCAUGCGUUUGACUGGAACCUCUGGUGCAUGUAUGAGUCCUUUCGGCCAGAAUGGUACAAAAACAAAGACCCAUCAGAACCAGGGAAGAGUCCCUCAGUCAUGGGUAUCCUUGUUGCUGAACGUCAAUUCCUGGGAGAAAUUGGAGUUUUGGAUGAAGGAAUGACAAUUUAUGGGGGUGAAAAUGUUGAAUUAGGAAUACGUGUCUGGCUCUGUGGUGGGAGUAUUGAAGUGGUGCCGUGUUCAAAGAUCGCACACAUCGAAAGAGCACAUAAGCCCUAUUCACCAGAUCUCAGGAAACCCAUGAUUCGAAACGCCCUGAGAGUGGCUGAAAUCUGGCUGGAUGAAUAUAAAUCAAAUGUGAAUAUUGCCUGGAAUCUCCCUCUAAAGAAUCAUGGGCUUGAUAUCGGUGAUGUGAGUGAAAGAAAACAAUUACGAAAUAAACUCAAAUGUAAGCCCUUCAAAUGGUAUCUGGAAAAUGUAUAUCCUCUCCUAGACACCUGGAAAGACAUAAUUGGUUAUGGUGCGCUGAAUAAUGACCUUAAAGAAAAAUUCUGCGUUGAUCAAGGACCUGUUCCUGGAAGUGUACCUAUUCUUUAUGGGUGUCAUUACUAUAAACCUCAGCAUUGUUAUUACAACCGUAAUGGAGAGAUCUACAUUGGAGGCAUCAAAUCUCACACGUAUAACUCUAACCGUUGUCUAAUGGAUCCUGGCAGUGGAAAGACACCAGCGUUGCACGACUGUAAAAAUGCCAAGGUGAAAGGAUUGAGUAUAUACUGGGACUUUUCUCAGGGAAAUGCAAUAAAAAACAGAAACACAAAUCGAUGUCUUGAGAUCAGCCAAGGAGAGGACUCCUACUAUCAUCUGAUUUUGCAAACAUGCACAGGACAAAAAUGGACAAUACAACAUGUCAUCAAAGACUUUUAAAAGGAAAUUUCACAGAAGUGUAAACAUUGUAAAGGACGUAGAUGUAUUAAAUGUGUGUACUGGAUACAUAUGACUGUGUUCUUGUUUUUGAAUAAAUGUUGUUACAAUUUUGAAUAAACUGCUAGUUUAACCUGAUACAGGUGACAGGGUUAAUUACAUCAAAUCAUAUCUUUGAGUGUUAUAUUGCUACUGAGGUCUGUGUCCUGUGACAGAUUACAUAAUCACGU
Cyprinus carpio (common carp) is the source of this 1982-nucleotide messenger RNA. Its product is annotated as probable polypeptide N-acetylgalactosaminyltransferase 8. Gene Ontology annotation, cellular component: Golgi apparatus. NCBI's taxonomy places the organism in Eukaryota, Metazoa, Chordata, Actinopteri, Cypriniformes, Cyprinidae. The record is from RefSeq and is a predicted model, not a curated record.